Panonychus citri (citrus red mite) is the source of this 593-nucleotide messenger RNA. Its product is annotated as ribonuclease kappa-B-like. Gene Ontology annotation, molecular function: RNA endonuclease activity. The record is from RefSeq and is a predicted model, not a curated record. Lineage: Eukaryota; Metazoa; Arthropoda; Arachnida; Trombidiformes; Tetranychidae. The transcript has 2 exons. The coding region runs from base 129 to 428 and encodes 99 amino acids.
UUAUAUUUUAACCUUUGUUUAUUUCUUUGGUCAUUUAAAUUGAAUUUAUUUUUUUUCCUUAAUUAUUUACUUUGUUUAGUUUAAUUUUUAUUCAUUUAUUUUUUUAGCUUUUCAAUUAAACCGUUGGAAUGCCUUGUUGUGGUCCAAAGUUGUCCCUCUUUUGUACGCUGAUCAGCGUUUGGGGUGUGAUUAUGUUACCCAUCCUUGGUUUGCUUCUGAACGUUCACUCCACCGCCUUUGCUGAGGAUUUUGAAAUUGAAGCGGAGGAAAAAGCUCACCUAAAGACCGCCGAUGAACUAUGGGCAGCCGUCACAACGAAAUAUGAGACAGCUGCUGUUAAUUGUUGGAUCGCUGCUGGUUGUUAUGUUGUUACCUUGUUGAUCUCUGUUCAUCAAUGUUAUUAUAAUUUCAAGCAUUCGUCCGUUUAAUUACAAUCAACAGGUUAACCAGAAACAAAGAACCAGAAAAGAAACAUCAUCAACAAAACCACCCAAAUGCCUUAAAUAUUAUUUAUAAUGUGAUCCAAAUCUCUAAAUUAGUCAAGUGUCAUUUUCUUAUUUUAUUAUUGUAUUAAAUGUGUUUAAACUGGAAAA